AUGGCGCACCUGCACAAAACAGAGCAAGGUGAGAACAAGGGUCAUCUUUAUCUUGGAAAAGAAACACAGAAUGAAAUAAUUCAUCUUAUUGGAUCAUCUAUAACCAACAACAUUCUAUUAAUGAUGAAAUCUGCAAAGUGUUACAGUAUAAUUUUGGACUGCACACCAAAUAUUUCAAAAGUUGAGCAGAUGACAGUUGUCGUACAUUUCGUCCAGGAGACAAGACUCGACAGGGUAUACAAUGUCCGAAUUCGGGAGCAUUUCCUGGGAUUUCUUCCAGUGCCCAAUUCUUCAAGCUCCACUUUGUCACAGGUCGUACUCAAGUUCUUGGAAGAUAAAAAAAUCCUAUUGUGUAAUAUGAGAGGUCAAGGAUAUGGCAAUGGAGCCAAACAUGAAAGGGAAGAAGUCUGA
Molecule: messenger RNA, 411 nt
Organism: Schistocerca cancellata (South American locust)
Lineage: Eukaryota; Metazoa; Arthropoda; Insecta; Orthoptera; Acrididae
Exons: 1
Coding region: 1-411 (136 amino acids)
Source: RefSeq, a predicted model, not a curated record